AUGCACACACAUGCACAACAUGCACAAAAGAAGCUGACACCGUCAUUCAGCAGCAAGACCAAACAAAUCGAUGCAAUCGAUGUCACGUUCCUUGGAACAGCCUCUGCUGUACCGAGUGCGACCCGUGCUCAUUCAUCCCUCGCCGUUCGUAUGGCAGGCGAAAUUUGGCUAUUCGAUGCAGGAGAAGGUGUACAACUUCAACUCUACAAGUCUUCUCUGAAGCCUGGUCAUGUUCAGCGAAUCUUCAUUACCCAUAUGCACGGAGAUCAUGUGUUUGGCUUACCGCCACUCGUUGCUUCUCUUGCACAAGCACAAGAGGCAGAGAUUGAUGCAAACGCUCCAGCGCGUGUCGCCUUGGAGAUUUAUGGACCUCGUGGACUUCGUGCAUACCUCAGGAAUGCAUUACGGUAUACGUAUACCAUGACGAGUGGAUUGUGGUGCGUACAUGAAUUGCUCUUGCCCGGAGAAUCGCCCAUCUUGUCAGCUGAGCAACACGAGAAGGAUAAGCAUUCGUGUGAGGCAGUUGGCAAGACUCUGUAUGCUUCUCAAACACAAGGAACCAUAUUGUUUCAUGAUAUACUACAAUCGCCACAUCCACACGUCUGCGUCCAUGCAGCGCCUAUUAAACACAGCUGCCCAUGUCUCGGCUUUGUCCUUGUUGAAGAGGACGUUGCAGGGUCCAUCCCCUCAACCAUGAUUCAAGCCAUUCAACGCAAUGCAGCAGCCAUUAAAGCAGAUUGGGGUCUGGCGCAACCCAUGUCGCUGCUUCAGCGCAUCAAGGAAGGUGAAUCCAUCACUUGUCCAGAUGGAACAUUGUUGGAGCCACCGCCUCGACAGCAGGGUCGGAAGCUUGUUAUUCUUGGCGAUACAUUUGAUCCAAGCAAUAUCACUCCGUUGGCCAUGGAUGCCGAUUUACUCAUACACGAAGCAACGAAUGCGUACUUGCCUGGUGUGCCAGGCGCUGAAGUCAAGGAUUCAGAUACUGCUGCGUCUGUUCAAGCGACAGCUAGAGCGCAUGGACACUCAACGCCUGAUUUGGCAGGUGCGUUUGCAAAGCGGAUUCGAGCAAAGCAGCUCAUUAUGAACCAUUUUUCAUCCAGGUACAAGGGCGAUAUGGCUGAUGCCGAGGCAGCGGUCAUUAUGGAUGCGAUUCGUCAGCGGGCAGUCGAUACAUUUGGCAGCGAUGAGGUGAUGACGGCAUACGACUGGAUGAAUGUCGUUGUUCGCAGAAGCAAGAGGUAG
This is a messenger RNA of Protomyces lactucae-debilis, 1242 nucleotides long. Its product is annotated as beta-lactamase-like protein. NCBI's taxonomy places the organism in Eukaryota, Fungi, Ascomycota, Taphrinomycetes, Taphrinales, Protomycetaceae. Bases 1 to 1242 code for a protein of 413 amino acids. The transcript has a single exon. Gene Ontology annotation, cellular component: nucleus. Gene Ontology annotation, molecular function: 3'-tRNA processing endoribonuclease activity. The record is from RefSeq and is a predicted model, not a curated record.